UGGCGUAACUGGCACGGCGAGCCGCGCUGCUUGCUGUCCCUGUCGUCGCUGCCGUCUCGUUGAGAAGAUGACCGUGGGGAGGUUUGCUGCAACCCGCGAAUGCGGAGAGCGAGGCAGCCAGGUCUUCCACCCCAAAGCAUCCUCAGACACAGAGACAGAGGAAGAACCGCAGGAGAAUGGAAUUGCCUUGCACAGGGCAGGAAAACUGGAGGAUUUCCUCCACAAAGAGGCUGAGACAGACGUGACUAGCUCCGACUUGGAUGAUUAUUUUUAUGAGAUUUUGCAGGCACAGAAAGAAAAAAGCAGACGCUGUUCAUUGAGAAGAAGCUCAGCAUAUCGGGCAAAGCUGGACGAUGAAUCCUCUGUAGAGGAUAAAGACCUGGAGUGUUUUUUCCAAGACAAUAACAGACGGAGACGACAGGCCAAGUGUCGUGAGCCUUUUAUAUGUGACAGCCUGAAGCAGUCCAGCUCCUUGAGUGACCUUACACAAGAAAACUUGUAUGGUCAAGAAAGUUCCUUAGCUUCUGGCCACUGCCCACCACCCAAGAGCACCCUGGCCUGGGUCCCCUUCGUCACUACCCCCGAGCCCUUUCACAUGACAGUGCGGGAGGCAAGUAAGAAGUCCCGGUGUCUGCCAUCCUGUGCCUCAUUUGAACUAAGAAAACAGCGAGCAGAGAAGCAGGAGCAGGAGGAAGCUGAGUGCCAGAAGCAGUUCCAGGCCCAGCCAGUGCCCGCUCAUGUCCAUCUGCCCCUCUAUCAGGCAAUCAUGGAACGGAAUGAGGCCCGCAGACGAGCAGGGAUCCAGAAGAGGAAAGAACUGCUCCUGUCUUCCCUUAAGCCCUUUAGCUUCCUGGAGAAGGAAGAGCAGAAAAAAGAAGCCAUUCGACAGAGAGCCUCAGCAGCAAUGACUCAAGCAAAGACUUCAAAGCAAAAAGUCACCAAGAAGAUCCCUAAGUCAGUCUUGGAGCCAGCCCUGGGUGACAAGCUCAAAGAAGCUGAACUGUGCAGGAAACUCCGCAUCCAGACAAGGGCUGCAGAUCUCCUUCAGACAGCCUCAUCCCCCAUCACUUCUAAUAGAUACACUGAUCCAAAGUCUCGAAUAUCCACUCGAACACGGCAAGAAAAACUCAGUUUCAUGCAGACAGACUUCAAUUUCCAACCAAGGGUGAAUCCCAGUGUCCCUGACUUUGAGGGUCUUCACAGGGCAUUCCAAAAAGAAGCUGCUCAAAAAAGGGAGACCCGAGAGGCUACACGAAAUAAACCAUUCCAGCUGAGAACUGCCAAUCUCCACCACCGACAGAGGCCCAACAAAGAGGCAACAGAAGCCAAGAAUCCUCCACAGUCACCCACGGCUCCAUUACAAAGGAGCCGUUCUCUGAGUGCUCUUGCCUCCCUCUCUCCUAACACCCUUCCAAUACACAUCACAGAUGCCACCCGGAAAAGGGAAUCUGCUGUCAGAUGCUCCCUUGAAGAAAAGAAAGAUAAAGACAAUGAGAGUGCCCGCUGGCUGGAGCAACAUAGGAAGAAAUGUCAAGCUAUGUAUAAAUCUGUGACCUCACGAGCGAAAGCCAUGGAUCCCCAUAAAAGCUUAAAGGAGACGUACAAAGCAAAGCUGAAAGAGAAUUGGCUCAAUGACCAAAAAAGAACAAAAGAAUAUAAGAAGGAACUGGAGGAAAUGAAGAGGAGAGUUCAGAAUAGACCUUAUCUCUUUGAACAAGUGACUCAGAUCUGUGCCAGGAAAGAGGCAGAGCGCAGAUACCGAGACAUAUUACGGAAGGUUGGUUUAGAGGAGGACUUUGUGAGGAACAAAGGACAAGAUGCCAAUGACUUGGAAUGGAGUGAAGAAGAAGAGGAAGUAACUGAUUCCCCCAGCCACCAGGAAAGCAAGGAGCUGUCUAGUAGUAGUUCACAGCAAGAUUCAGAAGACUCCCUGGAAGAAAUGAAACACACUCCCUUGGAGGAAGAUUUGAUGGACCUGCCCUUUGAAUCGCCAGAUACUUCCGAACAACGUGCCUGAUCAUUCUAAGCUGCUAGGUUGGUGUUUUGUGAGAGGACAGGCUAGGAAGAGACUGAGCCCUCUUGGAGCAUUGUUUUACUUGUGGGCCUGUGGGUUGAUAUUUAAAAUCAUAUGGUUGUGGGGCACCUUAGAAAGCACCUAUUCUAACCCUUUUUUCAACAUGUGAACCUCUGCUUUUCAUUAUUAGUGAUGACUUACUCGUCUUCCUGGACUUUGAGCCAUCAUCUUCUUUCUUUCUUGCGUCCUUUAUCUUUUCCUCUCCAUCAGAUCAGCCCUUUCUACCUUCACACAUUCUCAGAUCUCUCCUAGCCUGAACAAAACCUCCACACCUUUCCACUUCACUCCACACCCCCCCAUUCUACCUUUUUCCUCUUUUCUCACUGCUUGGCUUACUGAAAAUCACAGAAUCACAGAAUUUUAGAAUUGGAAGGGAUUGCAGUGAUCCCUCAGUUCAACCUAUUCUUGGAGGGAAAAUCCCCACUAUAAGCUUUGCUUGAAAACUUCCAGGGAGGGGUCACUCACUGCCUUUUGAAGCAGCCCAUUCUAAUUUGGGGCAGCUCUAAUUUUAAGGAAAUUUUUCCUUACAUCAUACCCAAAUUUGUAUCUUUCCUGCUUCUACCCAUUGCUCGUAGUUUUGCCUUCUGGGGCCAAACAGAAAAAGGCUACUCUCUCAAAUGACUGCCUUUUAGAUGAUUGGAAAAUAGCUAUCUUCUUGUCUCCCGGAGCCUUCUCUUCUCCAGGCUAAACGUCCCUACUUCCUUGAACACUCAAGGCUCAAAGACCCUCACCACUUUGCUUACUGUCUACCUUUCUUAAAAUGUGGGGCCUAGACCUGAGCACAGGACAGUGGAAUUCUCAUCUUCUUAUUCCUGGAAGCUAUGCUUCUGUUUAUACCUCCACUUCCUUGCUACUCACUCAUUCCUCUGUCCCUUCUAAUCUUGUUUCUGUUCCCACAAUUAUUCUGAACGUCAUCUUUCAAAAUGGCAAAUCCAUUAACCCUUUCUUAGUCUCAUCCUUUUUGGCUGAAUUUAGUCAGAUCAAAUUCUCCUUGAACUCUACAUUUUAUAUUGUUGACACACUCCCUUCCCCUUCUCCAGACCAUUUGACACUUUAACCUCCUGGUUUUGCUCCAAUCCCACUAACCUUGACUGUGUCUCCUUUUAUCUGGUAUAUGGGAGUGUUCCCUAGGUUUCUGUCUUCAACCCAUGUCUGUCCGUAACAUACUCUCCCUUCACCAACUCAGCUACUACUGUGGCUUUAAUUAUUACUCUUCUCCUAAAAUUAGCCCCAACCUUUCUCCAAACUCCAAACUCUUAUCUCUAACUUCGUUGAACAUGUCUGUCUCCGGGACUUCAGUGAUGUGUGAUCUCAUUGGUACAAGUGCUCUUGCAGUCCAUCUGUGCAUGGCCUUCCUGUUCACACGUCAUCAGGCUCCUCCUGUUAAUUCUCCACUGAGGGUCUGCCCAAUGUACUUGAACUUUCUUUGAGUGCUUCUGAUUCUGUGAAGAUACUGGGGGAGCACACAGGUCUGCCUAUGAACUAUCCUUCAUUUUUACCAUGCAGCCCCGCCUUCUCCUUUUGUAACCAUGUGUUUCUUUGAUCAUAUCCUUUAGAAUGCUUUGCCUUGAUAACUCUGCAUUUUAGCAUGCUGCUGCAUGUUGUUGCCUACCAUGCACGUCUCUGCUGCCUUUUGGGUCAUCCCACCUUCAGUUCUGUGGAGAGCCUAGUUUUCCAUAUUCCAUUAAUCACAGCCAUACAAAAUCACCAGAAGAAUAUUGGUAUUAAAAAGAUGGGCUUUUGUUUUAGGUUGAAGCUUGAGAUCAUUAAAACUUACUUAUUUCCCAAAGGUCUCUUCCUUCUCCUGGCCAGUUUUGGGCAAAUCUCAUCCAUUUGCAGUAUCUAAUAUAUAUAUAUCCCCCUCCCACCCUCUGUGAUCUGGCCAACUUGGCCUCUUCUCUGUAACCUCACGUGACACUCCAUCUCCUAUCUCUGUGCCGUUUUUUCUGACCAUCUCACACACCUGAAAUAUACUCCCUCUUCGGCACCUCACCGCCCAUGUCUUCCAUUCGUACAGACCUCAAACACCAUCUUGAGCCUAAAGCCUUUCCUGACACCCUCAAAUGCUCAUGCCCUUCCUCCCAAACUCCCUUGCAUUUAACUGUUCAGUCACCUUAUGUUUAUGCUCUAUAUAUAUGUGCUUGUGUCCUCCAUUAGAAUGUAAACUCCUUGUGAUUAGGGAUCGCUUCAUUCUUUUUACUUACAUCUCCAGCACCAAGUACAACAUGGCACAUAAUAUGCGCUUAAUAAAUACUUGAUUGUCUAAGUAAAAGUCAUUCUUCAACCACUUGGCUUUUCCCGUAUGCAUAAUAGGCCAAACUCCUUAGUGAUUACAGAUCUCCUUUAGAAGACUGCAAUGUUCUGGAACUUGAUACAAUCAGUACAAUGUCAUAUGCAAACAGACACUUAUAGCAUCUCUGUAGGAAAUCCUUCCUUGUUUUGGUCUGCACUAGACCUUCAUGCCAGUGGUGAAGGCUUUUGGUCAGUACACAUCUCCCUUUUAUCAUUUGUUAUGAUAAUUGGGGCAGAUAGAUGGUGCAGUGGUUAGAAUGCCAGGCCUGGAGUCAGCAAAACUCAUCUUUGAGUUAAAAUCUGGCUUUAGACACUUACUAGGUCGGUGACCCUGGGCAGGUCACUUAACUCUGUUUGCCUCAGUUCCUCAUCUGUAAAAUGAGCUGGAGAAGGAAAUGGCAAACCUCUCCAGGAUCUCUGCCAAGAAAACCCCAAAUGGGGUCACCAAGAGUUAGAUAUGACUGAAACGACUGAACAAAAAUUAUUGGAGAAUCAUUACCUGCGAUUCUCUCUGUUGCUGUAAGGAAUCUUGUGAAAUCCUGACAUAUGCUUAGGAGGGCACCUUGUUGGAGAGCCUUUAAGGUGUUUCGAUCUGCCAAAUCAAGUGGUUUUUGUUUUUUAUAAAAGACAACAAACAGUGAUGGUGUGUCAUUCACUGCCUCGUUGAGUUGCAUGACGGCAAAGAUAGUCUACUGUGAAAUAUUGUUUAUAAAAGCCAACUUAUGGCUUUCCGAGAGCCUCAACAAGGAUGUCUUUGAUGUACCUGAUUAAGAAAUUUUGUAUAGAACGGAAAGGCACAUGGGCUGGUAGUUCUCUUGGACACCUUUUAAUAGUAGAAAGGCCUGAGUCUUCUUCAGAUACCUUGAGAAUAACUCCCUCAAUUCCCUCAAAGCUGUUGCCUCUGUGGCACAGAUGUCUUCUGUAUAUACUUACUUGGUCCAGGCCAGCUGUUUUUUAAUGACAUGUUUCUUAAGUUCCAUUUCCUCCAUGAGCAUAAUGUAACUUUAGAUAGGCCUGCGAUGUUAGAAUUCAUAGUGAUGGCUCCAUCAUCCCUGACAGUGGAAAGACUUUGUUAUAAAAAAUCUUUGUCUUGUCCAGCCUUUGGCUGUUUGUUGCCCUCUUUCAUCCUUAAAUGCCCUUGGAAAAACUUUGCUUAGUUGGCUCUCUUGCCAUGUUUUUUAAAUUAGGUUUUCUAUAUUGUAGAGUACAAGGCCUUGGCCUGGGGGAGGAAGUGAAGGAAUGGACAUCCACGUUUUUCAGUGAGAAUAAAGUUUGAGUCAAAGUCAGAAGGCAAGAGUAACAGCAAAUUUGUUCAAAGUGACUAAAUGUAGUGCAGUAAUCAUUAAAUCCUUCAUGCACAAAUGAGGCAAAUUUGAGUUAUUGUGUAUCAUUGAUAGCAGCACUGUCAGUGUAUGCUCAUGACACAGUUGAGUUCUGUUUCCAUACUGUUUGUUUCAUUUAAAUAUAAAAUAUGUAAAAUUGAAGUUUAAUAGUCUUUAUGUGGAAAUUGAAACAUACCAUAAUAAUAACUAUAUUUCUCAUCAUUCAUUUUGGCAAGUAAGCUCGUUUCAAUAAACAAACACCCGAGCCUCUGCAACUUAAAAACAAAUUGAAGUAAUUCAAGAAUGAUUAUAAUCAUUUGAAAAUUUCAGUAUUUAAAUCUAUCAAUUUUUAUUGUCUUUAAUUUCUGAAGUGUAAACAUCCCUUCAUGAUGAAUAAAUGCAUAACCAAUUUGAAGGGAAAAUUAGCUAGAGCAGCUGAAACUAGUAUGAGUGAGGACAACAAAGACAAAUAGUCAAAAUACAGAAAAACAAAGUAAAAAAGGUCGAAUUCAGAAAAUCUAAUCCACACUCCUUAUCACUGGGAUUCACAAGUACUGUUACUGAUGGGGAAGAGCACCAUUUGCUUUUCGCACGAAUGUUUUGACUACAAAGUGAAUGAAAUCUAAUAAACUGAAAUAUCUUGAAAACGGAUAUACCAAGUAUAUUAGCAAGAUUAUUUUCCAGAGAAAAAAUUAGAUGCUUUUAAUAAGCAAAAACAAACUUUUUAAAAAGCCAGAUAAGUUUGCUUCCAGAAUUAGAGAGUAUAAAAAUACUUCCUUGAGUAGGAGAAAUAUUGGUACUAUCUGCAGCUGUUGAAAUGAUAUUUGGCAUAUUAUAUGCUGAAUAGCUUUGAAUGGUUCUUGCAGAGAAUAUGGGUCAGAAGAAUAAUUGCCUCUAUUUUUGAAGACCUUUGUCAUCAAUUAUUUGAGAAACCAAAGUCUGUUUUGCAUUGGAAGUAAAGGAUGUAGUUAAUGUCAUUUAAUUGGAGAUUAUGUACACACACACACACAGACACAGACACACACACAUAAGUCUCCCAAACGUUUUAGUACAGUUUUUAAAACUAUUAAGAGUUUAAAAACUGCACUGAGACACUUUGGGGGCACCCUAUAUUGUUGAAACUGAUAUUAGAGAAGAUUUGCAACUUGACAAAUCUACAGAUAGCACUGUCACAACAAGAUAAAAUUUCAAUAUAACUCUGUGUUUUAAAUGGAAAAAAAAAAGGUUGGGGCAGCUAGGUGGCACAGUGAGUAGAGCACUGGCCCUGGAGUCAGGAGGACCUGAGUUCAAAUCUGGUCUCAGACACUUGACACACUUAGUAGCUGUGUGACCUUGGGCAAGUCACUUAACCCCAAUUGCCCUGCCUUCCCCCCCUCCAAAAAAAAAAGUAUAGCAAAAGGAUGGCUUUUUGUAAAAUCAUGUGAUGAUAUGAAAUCAGAUAAUAGGGCAUUUAUGUGUUAUCAUAAAGCAUGGUGGCUUUCUCAUUACAAAGUAUACUUAGAAGACUUUUUGAGCUAAUAUAAGAAAUUGCCAUUUUUCCUUAGGGAUAAUAAUAAAGAUUAAAGAAAUUCAUUUUAUAACAAAAAUUUCCACCUGAAACUUGAAUAUUUGAUGGACACUGCUGAAAAACUGUACUCUAAAUAUUAGAGCACAGUCCUUAAAUUCAUACUCUCAAAAAGAAAAAAUUUUUGAAUGUUAACAUUAUUUCUCAGUUUUUAAAAAUUAAGACCUGCUUACUACUUGACCAAUCUACAAGAAGUGAAUCAUUUUGUUUCUAAAUAUAAAUUGAUAAGGAAUCCGUAUGCCCAUGGACAAAUAGGAUGAUUCAUUUGGUCUUUCUUCACCUGAACCCAAAAUGGUUAAGACUUCUCUUACAGUAGUUCUGAAUGUUGAAAUUAAGUGGUUUUUAUCUGAAAACCAUAGUAAGUUUUGGCUAUGCUGAAUAAAGAAUCCUUUGGCUUAUCAAGCAAAGCAAUAUAAAUUCUACUGCAGUUCCUAACUUUUUAUUUGUAUAAGUUUUCUGCUGUAGCUGCUAAAAAUGUCUUGAUUGUUGGUUGAAAAAUAAUUGCGUAAUAAUACCCAUCAAUAUACCACUGUUGGAAAAAUUUUACAGAUAAACAAGCCCAUCUAUCAUAUAUUAUUUUAAUGUUCUGCAAAAAUCGUAAAUGAUUUUAUCAAUGUUACAUUAUUAGUAUGCUUGAGAUUCGUUAUAAAAAUGAAUAAAUUCUUAACUUUAUUUGACAAAAUAUGAGCCAAGAAAAUUAUUUGCAUAGAGUGCUAUGAAAAGGGGCAUGUAUCUAUAGUCAUAUGAAGAAAUGCUC
This is a messenger RNA of Trichosurus vulpecula (common brushtail), 8009 nucleotides long. RefSeq names its product FAM161 centrosomal protein B (gene FAM161B). The coding region runs from base 68 to 2017 and encodes 649 amino acids. Lineage: Eukaryota; Metazoa; Chordata; Mammalia; Diprotodontia; Phalangeridae. Gene Ontology annotation, cellular component: cilium. The record is from RefSeq and is a predicted model, not a curated record. The transcript is spliced from 9 exons. Gene Ontology annotation, biological process: cilium organization.